CCCUUGCCUCAGCUACAUAGAUUAUCGCCCCUGUUGGUUGCAUCCAUACUGUACCUGUAGUCAUACAUUCGGCAUUUAUACUACUUUUCCAUCCUAGUCCCGGCUCCUUGGCUCUGUUUCGCCUCUUGGCCUGUGACCAGGCAGGUCUUAAAUCUUUUUCUUCCCCGGAUCCUACUCACCUCCGCUUUCUCCACGACCACCUUAUAUCUUAUCAACAACCUUAAUCUUCCGAUACACAUCAUACCAACCACAACACAGCAUAUCAUAUCAUGAAGAUCGAUCUAGCCAUCCUUGUCUCGGCCCUUUGUGCCAAUCCGGCACUUGCCCUCGUCGCAUCAACAUCCGACCUUGCGCGACGUGAACCCGCCGAGCCCUACCAGAUCGUCGACCGUGACGUCGACGCUGUUUCGCAGGAACUUUGGAAGCGCAGAGGUGGAGGAGGUGGCGGCGGUCGCGGUGGUGGUGGUGGCGGCAGUUCCGGCGGCGGCAGCAGUGGAGGAGGUUCAACCGGAGGAAGCUCAUCCGGCUCAGGGAGAGGCGGCACUGGAAGCAGCGGAAACAGUGGUUCUGGUUCAUCGCGGUCAUCGGGAGUAUCCCAACCUGGAAGCUCGUCCUACAAAGGUCCUUCUUCGGGAAGCUCUUCCCAGGAAGACUUUCGGUACUACGGGGGCGCCUCCUCUCGCAGGAAACCCAACAACAAACCGAAGCAGAGAUCCUCAGGCCCCAAGACAUCGCCAACUUACAAUGGUGGUGGAGCAACCAAAUAUGGAAGCGGGCCAAAGCCUGCCUACGGUGGUGGCCGCUAUUACGGAGGUGGCGCGGUGCAACCAUACCAGUCCGGUAUGAGGUCGCCAUCCGGCAUCCGCCCCUUCGCUCUCGGUGCUGGUAUAGGACUUCUCGCUGUCUGGCCCGCCGUUUGGCUUUAUGGUGCUUACAUGUACCCCUACCACAACUUGUACACCUACCACAACCAAACCUCCGACCAGGACGAGACCCGCAACGUCACCUGCGCCUGCGACCCAUACAACGUCUGCGGUUGCGACGAGAAUACCAAUACCACUUAUAUUGACUCCCUUAUCGGAAACGGAAGCUACUCUUCGCUGAACCAUUCCUUGAUUACCGUCGCCACUGUUGACGGAACCGACUACCUCCUGAUCAACGGUACCUUGCCCAAUGGUACGACUGCGUCCGGCGGCACGGAUGAUGAUGAUGGCACGACUACGUCCGGCGGUACGAAUGGUGGUGAGAGCAGCGCUGCCGGUCUCCGCAGGUUGCUAGAGCACGCCGGAUGGUGGCCGGUCGUGGCCACUGUUGCGGCAACCGUAUUCGCAGUCUAAAGCAGUUUCCCCGGAAACUUAUGGGUCUGAUGACGAGUUCUGAGCAAUAUGAGAUAUCCCUCUAUACUUGGGGUAUCAGCAGUCUUUCGAUUAUCCUACAACACAGUUCUUGAUACCAUUUACGAAAUGAACGCUGGUAAGGACGAGGGAGUGGCUAUAAUGCCCACUAAGGGCGGG
Molecule: messenger RNA, 1514 nt
Organism: Neurospora tetrasperma FGSC 2508
Lineage: Eukaryota; Fungi; Ascomycota; Sordariomycetes; Sordariales; Sordariaceae
Exons: 4
Coding region: 270-1337 (355 amino acids)
Source: RefSeq, a predicted model, not a curated record